Lineus longissimus is the source of this 4246-nucleotide messenger RNA. RefSeq names its product coiled-coil domain-containing protein 63-like. NCBI's taxonomy places the organism in Eukaryota, Metazoa, Nemertea, Pilidiophora, Heteronemertea, Lineidae. Gene Ontology annotation, biological process: cilium movement; outer dynein arm assembly. Gene Ontology annotation, cellular component: axoneme. The transcript has 10 exons. The record is from RefSeq and is a predicted model, not a curated record. The coding region runs from base 146 to 1828 and encodes 560 amino acids.
CCCCAUUGCUGGGCAACGGUGUAAUCAGAACAUUUUGACACAUUCAUGCCAGUGGCAGUGGAAAUUAUUGCAUAACUACAUGAACUAAGCCACCUAGUAAUCGUCUAAUUGUUGUUUUAAUAGAGUAAUUCAUUUAAAAGCAAUCAUGUCAAAGACACAGCGACCUUCUAGCCGUUGGUCUGAUGGGAGUGAUGAUGGGGGAGAGGAUGGCAUGAGCGAGCAAGAGCUUCAAAAGUUGCAGAGGCAGUACAAGAGAUUGUGUGGAGAUCGAAGAGCAUACACAGAAGAUUCUCAAAAUGUUAUCAGGAAACAGAAAUCACUCAUUGAAAAGUUGGAGGGAGAGAACCAUGAAAUCUGCACCAACUUGGAGAACACAGAUAGUAAUCAGAAUAAAAAGAAAGAUGAGAGAGUGACAGAACAGUUGGAAGAUUUGGUGUAUGUUCAUGAUGAAUCAGAAGACAAGAUUCAAGAGGAAAAGGAAUACAUACAAGAACUUGAUGACAAGAUACGUCAAAUGGAACGAGAAAUCAAAAAGCAGCACAAGAGGAUGGGCGGAGUUCACCAAAGCCAAGCUGCUCAGAUUGCUACUCAGAAACAAAUCAGGGUUCUGGAAAACAGACUGGAUAAGGCCAUGGUUAACUUCAAUAAGCAGUUAACAUCCAAUCAGGACCUCAGGAAGGAGAUCGAUCAUCUCAGAACAGAGAGAAGAAGAUUUGAUAACAUCCACAAGAAGUUGUCCAAGGAGCUUGAAGAUUGUAAGAAGGAGAUGGCAGAAGUCAUUGACCAGGCUACUUCAGCUUAUGAGCAACGUGAUGAAUACCAGAACAAGAUGGUUCAGAUGCAGGAGAGGAACCAGAAGGAUCAGGCCCAACAUGACUCGGAGAUGAAGGAGUUGGAGAGAGUCAUCACUCAUGACAACAAACUCAAAGAAUUCAUGAACAUCAAGUCCCAAGACAGAGCCGAUUAUAAGAAUGAGGAGGCAGCUAAGAAAAAGCGUAGGGGUGGUGACGGAGAAAAGGCCAUCGACCAUGAUCGCCAGCUCAUCAACGACUAUGACCUUGCAUUUAAACGCAUAAGGGAGAUCACAGAAGAGGAAGACCUUGAUAUAAUCGUCAAGGAAUUCAUACAGAAAGAAGACAAGAACUUUGCCCUGUUUAAUUACGUUAACGAGCUGAGUAACGAUGCUGAGCUGCUGCAGGAGCAGUGUGAUGAUAUACGCGAGGAUAUGAAGAAGUUUAAUGAGGAAGAUAUCAGAAUGGAGGGAGAGAGAAAGGUCCAGUUAAAGGAACUUGAGGUUCAGUUAGAUGUCGCGACGAAGGAUGCAGACUCAGAUGAGGAAAGACUCAAAGAAAUCAACAAGACGCUUGACCAGUUGAGAGUGGGGGUUCAGUCGUUGUUUGACAAGAUAAACUGCGACCCUAAACCUGUGAACGAGCUAUUGGGCAGUGGCCAUGGCAUACGUGAUAACAACAUGAUGAUAUACCUCGGCCUCGUCGAGCAGAGAACCAAUGAACUGCUUUCAAUACAGAAUUACAUACAGACUAGAGCUUAUGAGAGAGGAGAGGAAGAUAUCAAUCAACCUCCAAAGGGAGCGUUACUGGGAAUUUCAGAGAAUGCCGUCCAUUCCACUCAGCUGAACAUUAUGCCUCCAACUACAGGUGAUGAUUUGGCCGAUGACUACAGUUCAGAUGAGGAGGAACGACCUUUCACACGAGAAGAAAUCAAAAUCAAGGUCAUGAAGGGUAUUGGAAAGAAAGAGAAGUAUCGCUACAGAAUGGAUCCCGGUACCCCAGGAAAAUCAAACAGAGACAAGGGACGGAAAAAGUAGCUGGUGUGACUAGAAAAUAGGCGACAAAGAACUUUAGCGUGAAGAAUAUUCAUCCAUCAUUCCAGCAUUUCCAUUGAACUUAUUAGCAGUAUAAAGGCUGUGGCAUUAUCGAACACAAUAAUAAGUUGUUAAGCUUCAUUUCCUUAGAAAUUUACUUCAGAAAAUACUACGAAAACUGAACCCGCCUUGCCCAAGAUUUCGAGAAAUAGGAUGGUAAUAGCAACUUUCUUGUAUCUAGCCUAAUGGCAGUGCAAUAAUUAUCUGGUUUUCUAUCUCUCGUUUGAGCCAGUGAUCAGUAGGCCUAGGCUGAGUGAUGAAAAUAGUUCACACACUGAAGCAAUACUGUUAUCUCAAUGUCAAUUGAUCUCAUAAUUCCUUUACAAAUAUGAUAUACUCUGUUAAAUUCUAUGAUAAUUUUUUUUUUAUUAAACCUUUUUGGGGCUGUGUUUAUAAUUUCUUGUGCCUCGCAGCCAUUGAUGAAGAAUUCUUUAUUUCAUGCAAUAGAUAGUGCCAUAAUAAAGGUGAUUAUAUCACAGCAACCGUCCAUUACAACCAACAGUUGCAAUAUUGAUGAUAUUUUGUAUCAUAUUAUCAUAAAGAGUGAGAAAAUGGGUGCAUGGUUCUCAUGUAAGGGCAAAUUAUGCCCUUAGGUUUCUAGAUAAACUCCACACAUAUUUUGGUGUUAGGGUAACAUCACAUCAUAUUCUGGCAUUGUAAUUAAAUGAUCUGUGAUAAACUAAAAUUUCCAUUUUCAAUACUCAGAGUGAAAGAAAUGUGUGAAAUACAUUUAGAUCUCACCUGCUUCAUGUAACAUCUGUAAAUACUAUAAAUAUUGCCAAAACGCUGGAACAAGUUGAGUUGGUUUAGAGCAAGACUCGUGAUUGGGUGACAAUUUUCCGAGCAUAACUCAUGCCUGCACAUCUGGCAAUGAUAUCCAAAGACCUCAUCUAAUGUUAAUAACAACCAUAUAUUUCAGAAAUCAGAAUUAAGUGAGUGCAUGCAUCGACUAUUUACUUAGGGGAAAAUGACUCUUGGUCUGGAUAUAUCCAUCAGCAUAUCUGGAGACAAUUUCACUGCAGGAAAAUAUGACAUUAUUAAUCGAUUUCUAACAAUAGUGCGUAAAGCAUCAAAAAUCAUUUUGAUAUGCUGGGAUGUUUCCAGGCUAUGGGUCUAUAUCAAGUUUAGUCUUGGUUCCCAGACUGAAGGAUGGAUUUCAACUUAUUUUCGAAGAGGUUUUCCCUCACUAUAUACAUUCCUAGAUUUGAUGCUUAAUUCUUGUCAGCAAGAUGUUUCGAGCCCAUGCAUGUAUGUAAAUGUACAUAAUAAGACAAGACCUGUUGCAUCAACUACUAGGAGUCAUUUUAUGAUUAGAGUAACGAGACACAAUUACAAGGCCAUAGGAUGUGAGGAAUUGUUUUCGGGAUCUCAUUUCUACUGCUGCUAUUUUAUUGAAUGUGUUAUGAGAUUAGACAAAUUGUAGAGAAAUGGCUUGAAAAGUGUACUUUUACAUGUAAAUAAUGUUUUCCAGUUCAUACUUGAGGUCACUCCCGUGGAGAAAAUGUGCUUUGAAACGAUGCAUUUCGAAAUUUGUCUAAACAUCUGUGUGAAAUACGAUAUUGUAUUAUAAACGUGAGGUUAAGCUCCCUUUGGCUUCAUUACAUGUAAAUAUUUCAGUUAUGCUCAAUGAAAUAACCUUCUGUUCUGUCAAAAGCUGCUUAUGACUGUGCCAUAAUUCAUUUUCAAGUGUCAUACAUGUAAAUUUUCAUUUCUGUUGUUGCUUGUGCAAUUUUGUUGUUGGGAAGUCCUUGAAAUUACACCUGACAUCAUCAGACUCCAGCUGAGGAGUGCUGUGUAUAUACAUGGAGAGAUUACUGUUGACUGAAAUGUAUUUUCUAAAACAACCGGAGGAUUUUUCUGAAACUCUUCGCGUUCUGUGUUCAUCAAAAUUGUUGCUUGAGCUAAUAAUCUUAUUUGCGCACUGCUGACAUUGUCAAACUAUGCAAUAUGGCCGACUGCUGAAAUACAAUGUGCUUUUUUCUUUCUUUCUAUGAUCUCAUUGAUGUUUCUUUUGGAAUUCCUUCUAUCUGAAAUUCAGUGACGAUUUCAGGUACCUUUCUGCAAGCCUUACCUAUAUCAUAGAAAUACAUAGCACAUUAUGAGAAAUCACUUGAUUUAUUCAUUCUAUAACUGUGUUAGACCUGCGACACCAAGUGGCCUAGUAUUUUUCUGUGAACUUGGCCUUAUUCAAAUACUGGUACGAAAACAUGCUCACGUUUACUUAUUUUUAUCGAAAUUAUAGAUAGUUACAAUAAUUCUUGUUACAAUGUACGUAUAAUGUUUAUUUGCAUAAUGUGCUCGCCAUAUUUGAUGUUUAUUUUCUUUGUUAUGGGCAAUAAUAAAUGUGAGGUGUCACUCUAA